AAAGCUAACACCUGCACUACACACACCUUGUCUGAACACAAGAAUACAAUUAAGUAAGUAUUGCAACAUGUUCAAAGGAAAAGAAAGGAUGGCUUUUGAGUGAGUACUGUAAACAUUUUCAAGCUCAUUCACGCCACCAGAAAGGUAUACGAGUGAACUUCAAGCAGUUGUAUGAAGAAAGAACCAAAUGCAAUUGAGGGAAGUGCUGCUCGUUUUCCCAGUUUCAGUUCACAUUUGACCAUGGAUUUUCCCUCAUCAAGUGGCCUGUUAUUAAACACUCACACGCGGUUCUGCGAUGCAACAUUCGCGGAGUCGUUUUUAGUGUCAAGGAAAAACUGCGCUUGAUGUCUCCCAAGACGACCGAAAUGACAAAACAAGAUCGCCGUGACCUUUAUUUUGAAAGGCCUAAUCCGGAAGCGUCUUGCAAGCGUUCCUCGAACUUGCUUAAGUUCUCUGCCACUUGAGUGUUGAGCUUUGUUGCGCUUGAUGCCAGCCAGCGGCGAGCAGUGCCAAGUCUCCGCCCUGAAGCCUGCACCAUGCACGGGGGCAAGAGAGGACUGGUGGCCCCGCAAAACACCUUUUUGGAGAAUAUUGUCAGACGCUCCAGUGAAACCAGCUUCUUGCUGGGAAACGCGCAGAUCGUGGAGUGGCCGGUGGUGUACAGCAACGACGGAUUCUGCAAGCUGUCCGGCUACCACAGAGCCGAGGUCAUGCACAGGAGCAGCUCGUGCAACUUCAUGUACGGCGACUUGACGGACAAGACGACCAUCGACAACAUCCGACGCACCUUUGACAGCUACGAGUCCAACUUCUACGAGGUGCUGCUCUACACCAAAAACAGAACGCCCAUCUGGCUUUACAUGCAGGUGGCGCCCAUCCGCAAUGAGAACGACAAGGUGGUGCUUUUCCUCUGCACCUUCCGGGACAUUACGCUCUUCAAGCAGCCCAUCGAGGAUGAAGCCACGCGAGGAUGGACAAAGUUCGCCAGGCUGACGCGAGCGCUAACCAACAAUCGCAACCUGGUCCAGCAGAUGGCGCCGCUGAGCAACACGGAGGUCGCCCACAAGCCGUCCAGACUGGCAGAGGCCCUCCAGCUGGGCUCGGACAUCCUCCCCCAGUACAAGCAGGAAGCCCCCAAAACGCCGCCGCACAUCAUCCUGCACUACUGCACCUUCAAGACCACGUGGGACUGGGUCAUCCUCAUCCUCACCUUCUACACGGCCAUCAUGGUGCCCUACAACGUGUCCUUCCGCACCCGGCAGAACAACCUGCUGUGGCUGGUGCUGGACAGCGUGGUGGACGUCAUCUUCCUGGUGGACAUUGUGCUCAACUUCCACACCACCUUCGUGGGCCCCGCCGGCGAGGUGAUAUCGGACGCCAGGCUCAUCCGCAUGAACUACGUCAAGACCUGGUUCGUCAUCGACCUGCUGUCGUGCCUGCCCUACGACAUCAUCAACGCCUUUGAGCAUUUCGAAGAGGACUUUGUCAUGCCUUCGGGUCAUCCGCGCGACUCGGCAAACUUCCACCGCAACGUCACCAGGACGGAGGACUCGGUGCUGCCGGGUCUGAGCAGCCUGUUCAGCUCGCUGAAGGUGAUCCGCCUGCUGCGUUUGGGGCGGGUGGCGCGCAAGCUGGACCACUACCUGGAGUACGGCGCGGCCGUGCUGGUCUUGCUGGUGUGCGUCUUCGGCCUGGUGGCCCACUGGCUGGCCUGCAUCUGGUACAGCAUCGGCGACUACGAGGUCAUCGACGAGAGCACCAACAGCAUCAAGACGGACAGCUGGCUCUACCAGCUGGCUUUGAGCAUCGGGACGCCGUACCGCUACAACGCCAGCGGCACGGGCCAGUGGGAGGGCGGCCCCAACAAGGACACGCUCUACAUUUCCUCGCUCUACUUCACCAUGACCAGCCUCACCACCAUCGGCUUUGGCAACAUCGCGCCCACCACCGACGGCGAGAAGAUCUUCUCCGUGGCCAUGAUGAUGGUGGGAUCGCUGCUGUACGCCACCAUCUUCGGAAACGUGACCACCAUCUUUCAGCAGAUGUACACCAACACCAACCGCUACCACGAGAUGCUGAACAACGUGCGCGACUUCCUCAAACUCUACCAGGUCCCCAAAGGCCUCAGCGAGCGCGUGAUGGAUUUCAUCGUCUCCACCUGGGCCAUGUCCAAGGGCAUCGACACGGAUAAGGUGUUGUCCAUCUGCCCCAAAGACAUGCGAGCGGACAUCUGCGUGCACCUCAACCGUCAGGUGUUCAACGACCACCCGGCCUUCCGGCUGGCCAGCGACGGCUGCCUGCGCUCGUUGGCCGUGGAGUUCCAGACCACGCACUGCGCACCCGGCGACCUCAUCUUCCACGUCGGCGAGAGCGUGGACACGCUCUGCUUCGUGGUCUCCGGCUCCCUCGAAGUCAUCCAGGACGAGGAAGUCAUCGCCAUACUGGGUAAAGGCGACGUGUUCGGCGACGUCUUCUGGAAAGAGAGCAGCAUGGCGCGAGCGUGUGCCAACGUGCGCGCGCUGACCUACUGCGACCUGCACGUGAUCCGACGGGACGCGCUGAUGCGGGUGCUGGACUUCUACACGGCCUUCGCCCACUCCUUCUCGCGCAACCUCAUCCUCACCUGCAACCUGCGCAAACGGGUGAUCUUUCGGAAGAUCGCCGAUGUGAAGCGGGAGCAGGAGCGCCAGAGGAAUGAGGUGGCGCUCUCCAUUCCCGACGACCACCCGGUCCGGAAGCUCUUCCAGAGGUUCCGGCAGCAGAGGGACGGUCAGCCGGCGGAAGAAGCGUCGCCGUACCCCGAUGGCAAGUGCGUGCCGGAGGAGCCGCCAAGUGCCAACGCAGCUCAAGGCCAAGCCGACAAGUCGGAGCAAAACUGCGCCGCCGAUGCCGCGAGCUCUCCACCUUGCGCGGAGAAGCCGCAGAGCCAGGGGGCCAACAGAGAGGGGACGGGGGGCCGCAGAGGAGGCGCUCGUGGGUGGGCAAAGUUUAAAAACGCCACCUCAACUGCGCCUGCUCCAGAGCAGGAGAAGCCCACAGAGAAGAAGGCGGAGGCUCGGACUGAAGGAUCUCAGUCGUCGGAGGAAAUAGCAGCCAAAGAGAACCGGAGCCAAAAGGACAAACGGGACGGAGAGGAGGCGGGCGGCGCUGCUUCCGCUGCCGCCGCCGCCGGCACAGAGGAAGCCAGCGCCCUCCGCAAAACCGACUCGUGCGACAGCGGCCUCACCAAGAGCGACCUGCGCAUCGACCGAGUCGGAGACUCCAGGAGCUCCUUCGAGCGCAGCCCCAUGGAACGCAGCCCCAUGGAGCGGAACCCUUUCGGGCCCGGCGGCGGCGGCGGCUGCGAGCGGGAUCUCCUGCAGGCCGCGCUGUACGAGGCCAAGGUGGAGCUGAAGGGCGACAUCCGGGCGCUGGGCGGCCGGCUGGUGGCGCUGGAGGCGCAGGUGGCCGAGGUCCUCCGACUGCUCUGCGUCAGAAGGAGACUCUCGCUGCCGCCCACGUCCUCGCCCAGGCCCAGGCUCAAAAGCCAAGACUCUGGCGCCACCUCCGUGACUCAAGCCAGGAAAGACAACGGGCCCUUUUGAGAAACUGGUGACUGCCAGGAAGCAUAAGCGAGCAGGGAAAUGUUUGAAAACACUGCAUGAAAAACACCCACACGUGACUGGAGGUUUGCUUUACGGUUGUCCCCCCACUAGAUGGCACCGCCCAGCCAGCCGCCCAGUACAAAAGUCAUGUGUGCCAAAGAACUUGGACGUUGAAGUGAGGGGAGAACCCUCAGCAGAACGUUUUGUCGCCCUCCUUUGGCAACUGUAGGCAUUACAUUUCCAACUGGUAGGGUUACCAGGUCACUGACGGGGAGGGGAACCCGAGCCGUUGGCUUUUGUUGGCAUGCUAGCGUGACGGGAAUGUCGUGUCCAACUGCUGACAUCUCUCCCUCCCGCUUAUUUAUUCAUGAAUUAAACGUACACGAAAAUCAACAUGAACUCCCCUCGGAGUCACUAUUGGUGCCUUACACUUGACUAAAAGCUCAGUGAUGCUUUGUUGAUUCGUAUGUUACCAUGUGUCCAGUCCAAGAAAAGAGACUUUUCUGGUCAAAUUCUUUUAGUCUGCUACUUUUUGAUGCUAAAGUAAGUCUGAAUGUUAGUCUAUAAUUUCUCUGCUAUUUUUAAACUGACCUCUGCCUGACACAAUGAAAAUGAUGAUGCAAUAACUGCCGGAUGCGUUUCCCUUGCAUAGCUCCGUUGCAAAGCACAGAUGUGGCUGCAAGAAAGUGACGGCCAUUUUAUUUAGAAUUGUGACUCCUGGUUAAAUGCAAUGACAAAUCAAUGUAGCAAUGCAGUCUAAUGCUCAGGUAGUUUUGAAGUGUGGAUUUAAUCAAUUCCGACAUAUUUAUCUCGUACGAGUACGGAGGGUGAAAUACUGAAAUAAUACUA
Messenger RNA from Syngnathus acus (greater pipefish), 4433 nucleotides. RefSeq names its product potassium voltage-gated channel subfamily H member 5-like. Gene Ontology annotation, cellular component: membrane. The transcript is spliced from 12 exons. The coding region runs from base 537 to 3584 and encodes 1015 amino acids. Gene Ontology annotation, molecular function: voltage-gated potassium channel activity. Lineage: Eukaryota; Metazoa; Chordata; Actinopteri; Syngnathiformes; Syngnathidae. Gene Ontology annotation, biological process: regulation of membrane potential; potassium ion transmembrane transport. The record is from RefSeq and is a predicted model, not a curated record.